This is a messenger RNA of Ahaetulla prasina, 3189 nucleotides long. It is a transcript of the gene PAK1, whose product is annotated as p21 (RAC1) activated kinase 1. The record is from RefSeq and is a predicted model, not a curated record. The coding region runs from base 166 to 1803 and encodes 545 amino acids. The transcript is spliced from 15 exons. Lineage: Eukaryota; Metazoa; Chordata; Lepidosauria; Squamata; Colubridae. Gene Ontology annotation, biological process: regulation of MAPK cascade; regulation of actin cytoskeleton organization; protein phosphorylation. Gene Ontology annotation, molecular function: ATP binding; protein serine/threonine kinase activity. Gene Ontology annotation, cellular component: cytoplasm.
CAGGACGGAGCUCCGCGGCGCAGCGCAGCAGCAGCAGAAGACGGGGGCGCGUCUAGUCCGGCCGGCCUGGGCGAGGAGAAGAAGGAGAAGGAGGACUGGCCGGGUUCGGGCAAAGCUGGCAGCCGGGAGGUGAAGCCCGGGAGCCCGCUCUAGCCGCUGCUGAAGAUGUCCAACAGCGGCCCCAAUCCUGAAGACAAGCCGCCAGCACCUCCCAUGCGCAAUACAAGCACCAUGAUCUGCUCCAGCGGCAAAGACGCCGGGACCCUCAACCACGGUUCGAAACCCCUGCCUCCUAACCCCGAAGAAAAGAAGAGGCGAGAUCGUUUCUAUCGCUCCAUCCUGCCGGGAGACAAAGCCAACAAGAAGAAGGAGAAAGAACGGCCGGAAAUCUCCCUCCCGUCAGACUUCGAACACACGAUCCACGUUGGAUUUGACGCCGUGACAGGCGAAUUUACAGGCAUGCCGGAACAAUGGGCCCGCUUGCUCCAGACGUCCAACAUCACCAAACUGGAGCAGAAGAAGAACCCUCAGGCCGUCCUGGAUGUUCUCGAAUUCUACAAUUCCAAAAAGACCUCGAACAGCCAGAAAUAUAUGAGUUUCACAGAUAAAUCCGCGGAAGAUUAUAACUCCUCAAAUACUCUGAACGUGAAGGCCGUGUCGGAAACCCCAGCGGUGCCCUCUGUGUCGGAAGAUGAGGAUGACGAUGAUGAAGCUCUCCCUCCGCCGGUCAUCGCCCCUCGGCCCGAACACACAAAAUCGAUUUACACCCGCUCCGUGAUCGAACCUCUUCCGCCAGCCCCAACCAGAGAUGUGACCACCUCCCCCAUCAACUCCCCUUCCGAAAACAGCAUCACGCCCCCCGAUACGCUGGCGAGAAGUGCCGAGAAACAGAAGAAAAAACCUAAAAUGUCCGAUGAAGAAAUCCUGGAAAAAUUAAGAGGUAUCGUAAGCAUCGGGGAUCCCAAGAAGAAAUAUACCAGUUUUGAGAAGAUUGGACAAGGGGCUUCGGGUACGGUUUACACAGCGAUGGACGUAGCGACGGCACAAGAGGUCGCCAUCAAACAGAUGAAUUUGCAGCAGCAGCCUAAGAAAGAAUUGAUUAUCAAUGAGAUUCUGGUCAUGAGGGAAAACAAAAACCCCAACAUUGUCAACUACCUGGACAGUUACCUUGUGGGAGAUGAGCUGUGGGUUGUCAUGGAGUAUUUGGCUGGCGGUUCGUUGACAGACGUGGUAACCGAGACCUGCAUGGAUGAAGGACAGAUAGCUGCGGUGUGCCGUGAGUGCCUUCAAGCGCUGGAGUUCCUUCACUGCAACCAGGUGAUCCAUAGGGACAUCAAAAGUGACAACAUCUUGCUUGGAAUGGACGGGUCUGUCAAGCUAACCGAUUUUGGCUUUUGCGCCCAAAUCACUCCUGAGCAAAGUAAACGCAGCACCAUGGUGGGGACGCCAUAUUGGAUGGCUCCCGAAGUGGUCACCAGGAAAGCCUACGGCCCCAAGGUGGACAUAUGGUCUCUGGGCAUCAUGGCCAUUGAAAUGAUCGAGGGGGAACCCCCGUAUCUCAACGAGAACCCCCUGCGGGCUUUGUAUCUCAUUGCUACCAACGGGACCCCGGAGCUGCAGAACCCCGAGAAGCUCUCCCCCAUUUUUAGAGACUUCCUAAAUCGCUGCCUGGAAAUGGACGUAGAGAAGAGAGGCUCUGCCAAAGAGCUGCUCCAGCACCAGUUCCUGAAAAUUGCCAAGCCACUCUCCAGCCUCACCCCUCUGAUCGUUGCAGCGAAAGAGGCCACCAAGAACAACCACUGAGGAGGGAAAAACAACAACAACCACACCAGCCAUUUCCUAAAUCCUUCUGCGAACAAUUUUCGGUUUUAUCCUUUGGGAAUUUUUCCUUCUUUCUUUCUUUUCUUUUUUUAAAGAAGACUCGUUCCUCUUCCGGGAUGUCUGCCCUGUUGCAGCAAAGCCUUUUAAUCAUUUUUAAUCAUUUUCUUCUUCCUCUGGUGACUUGGUAAAUCAUGAAAUUCGGACGGAGGAUCCAGCAACAAGACUUGACACGGCACGGAGUAACUCCGGAGUAACUCCGAGCUGAGGAGCUCUGCCUUUCUUGCAAGACUCCCGCAGAAAGUCCGGCUGAUCGCACAACCGUUGUGUUGUUGCCAAACAAACCCUGUAGGCCUCUUGCAUCUUUUAACCUACGGAUUUUUUUCAGAAGGAAAAAGAGAAGAAUAUUCCGCAGGAACUUUUUAGAAGUCGUUUUUCUCCUAAGCGAGACGCAGUCAUCCUGGAUACCUAAUUCUAAAAAAACUACUGAAAAUUUGUUUGGAUUACUUGAAAAAACUAGGCCAGGCAAAGAAAAACGUGGACUGUUUUUAUAAUUGCAGGGGGGGGAAAAGAGGUGGACUUUUUUCCCUUCAACCGCUGGAUGUUUGGACAAAGGUUUGCAUGCGUCAAAGAAGAUUGAAGUAGCUAGGGUGAAUACCACAAUCGCUGUGGUCCCCAUCCCUUUUUGGAAGAUUAAUUACUCGGUGAUGAUCAUGCAAUGUGUUUCGGGGUUUUGUGUGAGUGUACGUGUGUUUACACACCUGUGCGUGCAUGUGUGUGUAUGAGAAACAAAUUGUCCUCUGAUUAAAUCCCUACAGCUCGUUUCCCAUCUUAACCUGCAGUUUAGGACUGCUUAAUCUUGCCUGGUUGGUUAAUAACUUAAAACAGGGACUUUCCAGAUGGAUCGGAACUUCGGUUCCCAGAAUCCCCUCUUAGCCAGAGAGAUUCUGGGAGUUGAAGUCCAGGACAGCUGGAAAAGGACCGGAUUUUGGGGUGGGUGGGUAAAAGCUGCUAUGGUUUUCAUGAUCUCAGAUUAAACAAUACAGACGUUUUGCUCAUCCGGCCCUUAACUUAAGAAAGAGGGUUACACAAACUCUUUGAGAACGGCAGUGAAGAAAAGGGCUUGGAUAUUUUUGGUAAAGAAUCGCACGGUUUCCCAUUUGAAAUUUGCAAAACUCUGCAUAUCGAGACUGGUUUAUCUGAGCUUUUGAGCAACUGAGAAUUCAGUCUUUACAGACCCAGCUACGAAGUGAGCGUAUUAGCAUAUGCCGGGAACGUGGGGUCUCCUUUGUGUAAGAAAAACUUUUUAAUUUGUGCGAAGCGAAAACGAUGGAUGCAAAAUCAGCAGGUUUUGAAUAAACUAGAUCCUGG